Linum trigynum is the source of this 5279-nucleotide messenger RNA. Lineage: Eukaryota; Viridiplantae; Streptophyta; Magnoliopsida; Malpighiales; Linaceae. The record is from the annotation of a GenBank genome assembly.
GAUUUUGACUACAUUGCUACCUUGUAAAGGGUAAUAGGUCUGAAGUCCUUAGGUGUAUCUGGCUUCUUCUUUUUAGGUAUCAUGGUCAAUAAAGUGUGGUUUAGACUCGGGGUAACCUGUCUUGUGAUUAGGAUUCUAUGUAGAUCCAAACAGACAGCAUCUCCUACCACUACCGAGUUCUUUUGGAAGAACAAGGCAUGCAUACCAUCCGAAGCCUUAGUUGGUGCCAUCAUUUUUAAUGCAUCUCAUAUCUCCUCUCUAGUGAAAGGUGCCUAUAAGUUUUGAUUCAUCAUUUCAUCUAAGGGGUAAUCUUCGGUUUUAAUGCUUCCAACGCCUCCCUCAAACUUGAAAUCUGGCCAGCUUGAUAUAAGGUUUGGAGGUAUUGAGUAAAACAACCCAUUACCCCUUCUUGUCCCUUACAAUCUGUGCCAUCCACUGCAUGUUAUUCUGACCACUCAGCCUUCUAAUUAAAUCCAUGUCUGUGGGUUGUUCUUUUGUUUUGGCCAGCCAUAUAUGCCAGUUAACAGCCACUUAUUUUCUUCCGAACCCUUAGUGAUCCAAGCAUCUAUGUAGUUGCGUGCUAGGACUUUAAUUGUGACCUGCAUCUCCUCUUUCCAUAGAAGUAGGAGGCCUCACGCUCGAUCUGGUGAUCCCACUCCUUUUCCUUUGGUCCAUUCUCAGGAACCGCCACACCGCCAGCCAAUUUUUUUGUUGUUACCACCUCCACUACCUUUUCACAACUUGUUGUUCCCCUUGUCUCCCAGCACUUGUCGCCUCAGUCUGCCUAGUGGGCUGUUGGUUCUUUUGCUGUUGUGUGAAAUUGAGGGUUCGAGAUUUUUUUGAAAUCUCAUCUCUGUCUGCCUCCUUGGCUACUAUUUUCUUUAAGUCAUCCACUGGCCUCUUUUGUGGAGUGACCUGUGCCCCUGUCUUCACUCUCUAGGUACUUUGAUCCUGUGGUCUCCACAAUCGCCCUGUGUUUCUUUUUAUUAGCUGUCCUCCUAUACUUCCCAUAGCAACACUCUGGAGAGCCCCUUCCUGCAGAUUGAUUCCCAUUUUCAUGGUUUUGUGUUGGUCUUGCUGCUCCCCCAGUAAAUGCCCUUUUCUAGUGUUUGAUCCCCUUCCAAUCCAUACUCUGCUUCUUGGGUGUGCUUAGUUGUUGGAUCUCCUGAACAGUUUCAUUAUUUUCUUCUUGAACCGCCUUCCCUGGUUCUCUUUCUUGAGGUAAAGUCAUAUCGUAAUUUGAAUUUGAACCUGUGCUUUCCAUUUCAAACUUCUGCCUGAUUUUUGUCCAAAUUUCAGCAUCCUCCUUUUUUGCUGCCCUUGAAAGCCAGUUCCCAGUAUAGGUGUCAAAACAGAACCCAACCCGACUAACCCACCCGAUCAACCCUACCCGCAACCCGCUCGCAACCCGAAUUGAAUAAAAUUCAACAACACGUAACGCGCUCGACCCGCAACCCGGUUGCCCCGCGACUCGAUUAAUCCGCAACUCGAUAACCCGAUUGACCGCAACCGGAUUAAACCAGCAAUCUGAUUGACCCAAACUCGACUAACCCGUGACCUGACCGACUUAACCCAUCUCCACCCAAUCCACUUGAAAAAUUAUUAUACUAUAUAAUACAUAGUUUUUCAAAAUGAAGUUUUGCAUUCUAAACUUAGUUAAAAUUAUUUUUUCAUUUCGUAUAGGAAAUUUAUAAACAUGAAAUUCACUUCAUAACUAAAUUAACCAUUACUUACAACACUAAUUUAUUUUCAAAAAAUCCACUUAAUUCGUCUACUUGUUUUAUAUGCUUCUACAUUUGUCGUAACUUCAACACUACAUGAUUGUUAUUUUACAACAUUGUUUAAAACUUUGACACAUUUAACUUGUGUUCGAGUUGAAUUUUUAUUUCAAAAUGAGAUUUAAAUUUGGUAUGUUCAUUAAUACUAUUAAUUGCAAUAACUCCAUAAUCUAAAAGAAUACAAAAUUAAUGUUGCACUUUGACAAGUUUUUUUUUUUAACUUUUAUAAAUACUUCUACCAAAAAAUCUUUUAAAAGUACAUAUAUUAAAAUGAGGUAGAAAUAAAUUUUCUAAAAAUGACAAAAAAAUGUUUAAACUAAAGCUUAUAAUCUAAAUUUAUUUGAAAUGAUGUAUUUUAAUAAAAUUACAAAAGUUUAAACCUGAAGUUCACUUGAAUAUUAAGUACUUUAACAAAGUUAAAAUAAUAAGUACGAAUUAUAUAAUUAGCAUAAUGUAAAUUUGUCAAUACUAAAUAACGAAUAAUGAAUAUACAUAUAUAACCAAAUUUUACAGAAAAUUAUUAUUGAAUUCCUGUGCAAUUAUUGUCAUUUUUUAGUUUGUAAAUAGCUCACUAAUUUCAAGCUUUUUCAUGGCUUUAAUUGGCCAUGUUAAAUUGUUGGCGCCUAUCUAAUUUCGGAAGGAAAAGAUGGCGCUCUCCAAAAUUGUUGGCCAUGUUAUAUUGGUGGGAAACGAAAAGUUGGCGGUGUCCAAAAUUGUUGGCACCGCUACGUCACAAAAAUUAGGCGGAAACGAAAAGUUAACAUUUGCUCAAAUUGACAUGACCUUCAAAUUCUACAAACUCUUAUAAAUCAUAGAUUUAAGGACUUUGAAGUUUUUAAUCGAGAUUUUUAUGGAUUUUAAGGUUUAAAGAUUUAGCAGUAUAAUUAUGAUAGAAACCCAUAGAAUCAAAACGAGUUAUCUUAAAUAAUUCCUACCCGUAUUAUUUUCAAAUAACUCAUUUAAUCACUGUACAUUAAUCCAAUUUCUAUUGGAAUAACACCAAAAUACAAGAUAAACAAUUAAUAAUUAUUUGAUUUUACAAAUAACACAUUGACAAUUAAUCUAUUCAAACAACAUUUACUAACUUAAUUAUUGGUUUAGGAUUCAAUGGUCAUGGUUUAUAAUAUAGGGUCAGGGUUCAUGGUUUAGGGUAUAGGCUAAUAGAAGAAUACUGAGGGAGCACUAAAAAAAAAUUGUUUUCUAUUCACACGAACUUAUUCACAUGAACUUUUCCCCUAUUUAGCGCGAUUAUCAUCUUCCAUAAGCUGCUGUUCAUGACAUUAGGAAAAUGUGUUUUUCUUCUUUACUUUUAGAGUGGUGUUUUGUUUUCUGAAUGUCUGGUUUGUUAAUAGUGUCUAUUGGUUGAAAAUGUUGAUAUCACCAUUAUUAUUAGCUAUUGUACUUUACCAAUUACGAUUAAUUAGAUGACAAGUUUGCAAGUCAUACAAAUUGAUUCAACAUGUUGACUAUUUUUUUUAAAUGCAAGUAUAUAUACGAGGUUGAAAGAAAUUGGUUAAAAAUUAUAGAAGAAUAUUUUAAAUUAUUGUAAUAAAAUGUAUAAGUUGGUAUCAAGUUACGAGUAAGUAACUCGAUAUGAUAACCCGAAAAACCCGCAAUACGAUCCGCCCGCAACCAGCCCAGACCGCAACCCGAUGAACCCAAAACUCGAUUAACCCGCAACCUGAUUGAACCCAAUCCGAACCCGAUCGAUUGACACCUAUAGUUACCAGGUCCUGGACCAUUGGUUCUCGGUUCCAUUCCGUACUAGUCUUGUUGACUCACUUCUACUGUCACUCCAGGAAUUGGCCAAGUGAAACCACUUCCUAAAGCGUAGUAUAGCGGGCUAGGUUUAUCUAGCAAUGAAACUGGAAUGCAAGUCUAAACUAUCAAACUAACAAAGCAAGUAAAUUGUUGUAUUCAUGUUAAGAGAGGUCACCCGGAUAUGGUUCCCCCUAGACUGCAGUUAAGCCAGAUUGUAAUUACCAAGUUCAGUUUCUAUGACAGUUAUACUGCGGAAGGUUCUUAAACAGCCUGAAGUCUCGACUAAAGGUCUUCAGACCCUCUCAAUCUGAGUCUCUAGCGGGCGACUAACCUCCACCGGAGUAAACAGAUUGAGGCCCUAAGAACAAAACCUCCACUACCGAAGUGAAUCCGGUACAGAAUAGUGAGUUGGCUCCUCGACUAAAGUCACCAACUCCCUACCUUCAAUCAAGGAUGCUCUAUCAACCUAGGCAGAUAUUCUCAUUCUAGGUUAAAGCAGAAACAACAGGAAUUUGAUCAGGAUUCAAGUCAUUCAAUCAUUCAAACCUCAAUCGAAUAUAAUCAAAUCAUAGAAUCAGUACUUGGGUUCAUACAAUCAAAGCCUAACAUACAAAUCUAGGGUUCUCCAUACCCAGAUGAAUGGGAGAAUUACUCCAUGGAGAAAGAAGCAAAAGCAGAAUCAGACGCGGAAUUCAUACUGUGGAGGAUGGAUUCCUGCUCCUGGAUGUUGAUCGGCACUUCGCCAAGCUCAAACUGACCUCCAAUGGUGAUGAAGAUCAAGCUAGGGCGCUUGGAGACUCUUGUUCGUCGCUUUCUCUCUCUAGGAAUCGUUCUCUCUCUCAAAAACUCGAACCCCCCCGAAUUGUGGCUGAAAUUCUGCUUAAAAGGAGAAAAUCCCGACUCACACGGCCAGGGUGGCACGGCCGUGCAGCUCACCCAGUUGCCCGUGUGAGUCAAAACGCAGCGUAUCAUUUAGUCGAAUUUCAGGCUCUUUGCACGGCCAGAAUGGCACGGCCGUGUGAACUUCCCUUCCUGCCCGUGUUUGCUCUCGCAGAAUGUGGCACGGCCAACCCGGUCACUUGCACGGCCAUGUGGGUCUUCUGCUCUGCCCGUGUCUGCUCUCGCAGAAUCCCACACGGCCAAACCACUCCUUCACACGGCCGUGUUUACAUCAGGGCAGCCCGUGUGACCUCCUUUGUGACUUGUCUCGCGCCCGAUCUUCACCCAAUCGACCCCGAACUCGCUCCUAAACCUUCAUUCACUUUCCAGGACCUGAAAUAUCACAAACGAGCACAACCUAGCGUGAAAUCGGUCUAAAACACGAGAAACCACAUCUCCAACGGUGUAAGAACAGGGGUGAAAACAUGUGUAACUAACGGUCUAUCAAACUCCCCCACAUUUAACCGUUUGCUUGUCCUCAAGCAAACCAAGUCAGACACAAGGUAUGCUCAAAACAACAAGGCAUGACAUAUCGGCACAAAACACAUGGAUCAUACUGGCUUUCGAUCAAUAACACAUGGACAACUUCAAUGACAACCUAGACAACCACGACUGAUGACAUUCGAAUGCAGCAAAAAUCGAGCAAAGGAAGAGUUUCCCUUCUGUUCACCAACCAACAUAGACUUAACUCAACCACUUGUUCAAAACAGUCACAUCAUGCACAAAAUUCAAGGUAUCAGAAGUAAGACCGAGCAAUUAAGGUCCUCACCGGGAUAGAGAGUAUAAAGAAUAAGAGAAAAU